UUCAGCACCGCGGAGCUGCGGACAGCGCCUUCCACCCGCCCUAGCUGCAGCCCCCAAGACGCCGCAAGCGCGGAAAGGGUGCCAAGGGCCAUGGAGGGCGCGGCUGGCUCCCAGGCGCUGGCCCAGGCGACUGCCAGCCAGAGGGCAGAGGCAAAGCUCCCAGAAAAAGGGUCCUGCUCCUCCAGAGAAAAAGCAAACCCAGAGCUUGGUCAAGCCUGUCUUAAUGUACCAGAGAUCAGGAAGGCCGAGUCAAGCCCCAGCGGAACUUCCUGGGGAAGGAGAUGCCCAGUCCAUCACUGUCUACUCAAUGCUUCUCCCAGCACAGUGAGGUACCACCAGCCCGGUUCCAGUCAUAAGCUUGCACCCAUCUCCACUCGGUCCAAUGGCCAGGUGCCAUCUGGCUCUCAGGACUCCUUCCAGCCUCACCUGUAUUAUCAUUGCAACCACCAAGAAGCCACCAGAAACAGCUAUGCCUUGCCCCCUCUGCCAGGACACGGGGACCGAGCUACUCUGUGCUCCUAUCGCUCCAGCGGGGAUUCAUUAUCAACUCCCAGACAUGAGACUACUGAGAGUAGAUGGAAGCAAUGGCCACAUGACCAGCAGCACGUACGGCCAGUGCAACACCAUGUUGUAACAGUCAGACAUGACAAAGUGUUCAGGAUGCCAAAGAGUUUAUCCCAAGUGAUUGCUGAGUGGCCAAUUGCUGUUUUAGUGUUCUGUUCGGUGACUGUGUUGAUCUGUACUUUGGUGGGCCUAUUACUAGGAAAUGUGCCAGAUUUUUCUGAGCCCUUGUUGGGUUUUGAACCACGAAACACAGAGAUUGGCAGAAAGCUCACAGUUUGGAAGAAUAUGAAAAGCCAAACAGGCUAUAAAAAGAUGCUUUCCCUUUCUCCCUUCAUUGACAACAGCUUUGGAGAUCUGGGCAUCAACAAAGGGCAGAGAUCUUUACAAGGAGAACGAGAAGCAAGAAUAAGGAGGAUGGUGGAGCCAGACUACGAAAAAGAUGGCUUCUUCUGUAGUCCUCCAGGGAAAAAUUAUUCUCAGCUGGUUUUCAUGUCUACAACUGCUGGUAGCUUAUGGAAUUUGCAAGCGAUACAAUCCAUGUGUCAAAUGGAGCAAAACAAGAUCCGUUCACACCCACAAUUUGGGAACCUGUGUCAACGUACUGAAGCCAAUGAAUGCUGCCCAAGCUGGUCUCUUGGGAACUAUAUUGCUGCUCUACAUAACCGAUCUUCUUGCUUCGACAUUACCCAGGUGGAUGUUUCCCACACCCUGACCCUCCUACGUUCUUGUGCUCCCGACUACCAUAAGGGCAUUCUUGUUCCUUCUUGCGUCGGUUUCAAGACUGAAAGAAACAAACAUGUGCAAUGUUCUAAACUCCCAGAGAAAUGCACUCGGUUCCACGCAGUUUACCAGCUCCUUCAUUUCUUAGUGGACAGAGACUUUCUCAGCCUGCAGACGGUGGGAUACCAAGUGCCAACACUGAAAUAUAGCCUGUUGUUUUUGCCAACCAUGAAGGGAGCUUCCAUGCUGGGAAUCUACCUAAAUAAUCUUGAGUCAGGGGACUUGUUUGAUAACUACACAUCCAUCAUUGGGAUGGACUUGGGCCUUAAACAGAAAUUAUUCCAGCACUACCUUUUCCUGGAUACCGUGUAUCCAAUCAUGGCAAUACUGGCAAUAUUUCUGAGCAUAUUUUGUUAUUUACACUCGGUCUUUAUCACUUUUGUUGUCAUAAUGAUUGUCUUUGGUACACUGAUGAUUUCGUAUUUCUUGUACAAAGUGGCCUUCCAAUUCUCCUAUUUCCCUUUUGCAAACCUAUCUGCAGUGAUCAUUCUCAGCAGUAUUUGUGCCAACCAUACCUUGGUCUUUUUUGACCUCUGGAAUCAUAGCAAGAGCCAGAACCCAUCUGCAGGUCUGUUGCAGUUGGUGAGAACGACCAUGCAUCAUUUUGGUUACCUCAUGAUGGCAUCUUGCCUGACAACUGGUGCUGCUUUCUACACAAGCUACAUGAGUUACAUUACUGCCAUACGCUGUUUUGCCAUCUACAUGGGCACUUCUGUCCUGGUGAACUUGAUAUUUAUGGUGACGUGGCUCCCUGCUUCAGUUGUACUGUAUGAACGAUUCAUAAUAGCAAGGAAGUGUGUUUAUAAAUCAGAACACUACUGGAAUAAUACUGGGCCCAAAAGGGUCAUUCUGUCUUUCCAUCAUCUCCUCCAGAGUAUCCAGACUACAUGGUGUGAAACUUCCAAAUUAUUAUUUGAGAAAGUUCUCCCUUGUGGGGUAAUCAAAUUCCGUUAUAUCUGGAUCUGUUGGUUUGCUGCCUUGGCUAUAGGUGGUGCCUAUAUUUCCUGCCUGAAUCCUCGACUGAGGCUCCCAACUUUGGAGUUGUCAUCUGUACAAGUGUUCAGAUUAAAUCACCCCUUUGAGAGAUAUGACGCAGAAUACUGUAAUGAGUUCAUGUUUGAAAGGUUAGAACGAGAAGACAUGCACAUGCCUAUCACUAUUAUAUGGGGUAUACUCCCAGUGGACAAUGGGGAUCACUUUAAUCCCAAGAGUAAUGGCACUCUGGUGAGGGACUCAGCCUUUACCAUUGAAAAUCCUGAAGCGCAAAGAUGGCUGCUGCAGUUUUGCCAAAAAGUCAAAAAUCAUACUUUUUAUUAUGCUGAUAUGGAACAAAAAUUCACAGUUUGUUUCAUGGAGGAAUUUCAACGGUGGAUGGAAAGCAGACAGUGCUCCAAGAGAGAUCACAGCUUCAACCUCUGCUGUAAUCACUUCUCCUUCCCGUAUGGUAGGGAAGUCUUCCUUCAUUGCAUCAAAAUGAUGAUCAUGGAACGCAACAGAGAAGAAGCUGAAGCUCGUGACUUUGGUCUCCGAUUCGAUGAGAAGGGCAAACUUGUUGCCCUGGUGCUAGAGUUUGAAACAAUUUAUUACUACAGCUCCAACUACAGCAAGGUAAAACAUUUUUACAAUGAGUUUGGCUUAUGGAUAAGACAAGAGAUAAAGGUAGCCCCCAUGGGGCUUCAAAAUGGUUGGUUCACCAGUAAAUUGGAGCUCUAUAAUCUCCAGCACAGCACUGACACAGAGACCAUGGUGGUGCUGGGAUUGUCAAUAGCCAUCUGUUUUGUGGUUCUCUUGCUCACAACUUGGAAUGUCCUCCUUACUGCAUUCUCUGUUAUCACAAUAGCAGGCACUGCUCUGGUAACCAUUGGACUUUUGGUUCUUCUGGAGUGGCAGCUGAAUGCUGUGGAGUCCCUCUUCAUUUCAGCAGCGGUGGGCCUCUCUAUCGACUUCACAGUGAACUACUGCAUUUCCUACCACUUGUGUUCGCAUUCCGAUCGCCUGAGCCGGGUCGCCUUCUCCCUGAAACAGAUGAGCUGUGCCACCAUCAUGGGAACUUCUGCUUUGUUUUCUGCAGGUGUGAUGAUGUUACCUGCUACUGUGCUAGCAUACAGGAAGUUAGGUAUUUUUAUGAUGAUGAUCAAAUGUAUCAGCUGUGGCUUUGCCACAUUCUUCUUUCAGUCUCUGUGCUGCUUCUUUGGUCCAAAUAAGAAUUGUGGACAAAUUCUUUGGCCAUGCAUCCAUAUUUUGAAGGACUACUCCGAGAGCCCUAACUCCUCCAACAGAACUUUCACUUGUGGAGGUAAUGAGAAACAGAACCGAUUAGCAAACGAUCAGGGUUCCAAUGGUGCAAAUGAACAGUAUGAACUUCAGCCUUUGGCCCGGAAGCUUAGUGACAGCUUUGACAACAGCACUUCCACAAGCAAAUUGUCCAAUCGCCCAUCGGUCUUGUCAGAAGAUAUUCAACUCCAGGACAACCGGUGCCCUAGAAUGGAGCUUCACUCAUCCUUUGAGAGAGACAGACAGAAGUUAGAGCAAACUGAGGGAUGCCAUAUAUCUCUUUGUCAGUGCCCUGCCUUGCAAACGUCUUCUCCUUACAAGCCUGGAAGUAACUCAGGAACAGAAGCAGAAAAUCAUCAAGAUGAGCUCUGCAGAGAGUGCAGAUGCCAAAAAUAUGAUCCAAAAGCCUGGGAACACUCCCAGUCAGCCAGCACAAUAGAUGACAGACUGCUAAAUAAAUCUCAUUAUCCAAGCAAUGCCAAUCGACAAAAAUCAGAUUAUACCUCAGAAAAUAGUAAUCUGCCAGAAGCUGAACUGUAUGAUCUUCACAGAUGCCUUUAUUCCACUGGUAGCUCUUUCAGUGUUCAGAAUGUCUCCAGUGAGACCUCUCUCAGUGAUUUUGAACCCAGCAUAAAAAUUGUGGAAUCAUCCAGCUCCUGUCCAGAUCAUUUGGAUGUAGUCGAUUCUUGCUGUUCCACUCAGAGAGGUUACCUGAAUGGAAAGAGAGACACCUUGAGGCUGGACCUGAGAGAGACUGUCUUUGAUACCUCUGCAUCAGCAUCCCAGCAAAACAGUGGCUUGAGAAGAACACGAUUAGGAGGAUUGGGAGGUGUGGAUCCAGUUGUUCUACCGAAUAGCAAACCUGACAUGCCUGAUGUUUGGAUUAAGCGGUCUGGGGUGCAAAACACUGGAUACUGAAGGGUGAAAAUCUCAAAGCAGAACAAUUGCUAUUUCAGGGGUAUGGAAAACAAAUGUUCGGAUCAAAUAGCAAAUAUGAAACCCUUCCUUUUUUCAGCAUGAAAACAAAGUGCAUUAUUGCAGAAGUGAAGAAAACACUUUUUAAAAAAUACUCAGCCAGCCAAUUUGAAGUAGAUCAGAAGCAAGUUUUAAUGCAGUGUCAGCUAAUCAACUGCCUACCCUUGUAGUCAGUGCCAUGAUGUUGAUUAUAUUCAGUUAUCCUUGUUAAAGACAGCCAGUUUUAUUUAGUGGUUAAGACAUCAAACUAGAAACUGGGAGACCAGGAGUUCUAGUCCUGCCUUAGGCAUAAAGCCAGCUGGGUGGUCUUGGGCCAGUCAGUUUCUCUCAGGAUGGAGGCAAUGGCAAACCAUCUGUGAAAAACCUUGCCAAGAAAACUGCAGGGACUUGUCUAGGGAGACUCUGACAAGCCAAUAUGAUUAAA
Crotalus tigris (Tiger rattlesnake) is the source of this 5017-nucleotide messenger RNA. It is a transcript of the gene DISP2, whose product is annotated as dispatched RND transporter family member 2. Lineage: Eukaryota; Metazoa; Chordata; Lepidosauria; Squamata; Viperidae. The record is from RefSeq and is a predicted model, not a curated record. Bases 91 to 4536 code for a protein of 1481 amino acids. The transcript has 8 exons.